Molecule: messenger RNA, 1626 nt
Organism: Aspergillus tanneri
Lineage: Eukaryota; Fungi; Ascomycota; Eurotiomycetes; Eurotiales; Aspergillaceae
Product: cytochrome P450
Exons: 5
Coding region: 1-1626 (541 amino acids)
Molecular function (GO): oxidoreductase activity, acting on paired donors, with incorporation or reduction of molecular oxygen; monooxygenase activity; heme binding
Source: RefSeq, a predicted model, not a curated record
AUGAAUCCCCUUGUCCAACUAAUGAUUGCGGCUGUCUGCGGCGCCUGGACACACCUAGCAGUCUUCAGGCGUGGAGAGUGGGAGCGCCGUGCCCCGUGGGUUGCUUUUACCUACCUUGCCCUCGAGGCCUUGUGGCUUUUCGUCUUGUCCCCUCAUCUGCAGGUACACUCAUACUGGGCCAUCAGCGUCACGUAUUUUGCCGCCCUCUUUAGUAGUAUGGUGGUCUACCGUGCCUUCUUCCACCCCCUGCACAACGUUCCUGGGCCCUUCAAGGCGAGGAUAACUGCGUUCUGGUCUAUGUGGGAUCCUGCGUUCUUUAGAACAGUACAGCGGCUGCACCAGCAGUAUGGGGACUUUGUUCGCAUCCGCCCCCGGGAGAUGUCCAUUAAUCAUAUAGAUGCGGUCCGCGCAAUCCAUGGUUGCAGAACGACCUGCUCCAAAGGUCCAUGGUACGACUUUUUGGGGCAUUCAUUGCAGGCGACGAGAGAUAAAGACCUUCACUCGGAGAGAAGGAGAGUCUGGGAUAUGGGGCUUAAUAGCGACGCCCUGAAGCAUUAUGAGCCUUAUAUUUGGAUUCACUGCGUGGACCUUAUCAAGCAGCUCUCGAUGAACAUAGAUAGGCCGAUUCCAAUCACCGAAUGGGUCCGAUUCUUUUCAUUCGAUGUUAUGGGUGAGAUGGUACUUGGGAAAUCCUUCCAGAUGGUCCAAAACGGAAAGCCCCAUGUUGCUGUUGCGCAGGAAGCUGCAAUGCAUCGAUUCAUGGGGCCCAUGGUGCACGUUACGUGGCUGCUUAUCAUCCUCCAAAAACUACCAUUUCUAGCUUACUUCCGGCAGAGAUGGGUCGACUGGUGCGCAUCUCAGCUGGAAGAGCGUGAAAAGAGGUCUCGAACUCGCGUCGAUCUCUUCUCCUACCUUCUGGACAGCGGAGCCGGAGAGCCGAAACUGUAUACACAGAGUAGACAGGAUCUGACGGCUGACGCGGACCUUGCAUUUGUGGCCGGAAGUGACACCACUGCGGGAACCCUCUGUGCCUUGAUCUAUCUUCUGGCCAAAUACCCCGAGAAGCAAAGGAAAUUACAGAAGGAGGUGGGCCAGAUUGUCUCUUCCAUUUCGGACAUAUCGCAUCGCAACCUCCAAGUGCGAGCACCCUAUCUCAAUAGCUGUAUCCAUGAGGCGUUGAGAUUGUUCCCAAAUGUCCCCAGCGGUGUUCAGCGCCUAACGCCUGCGGAAGGGAUGUCUAUCGCAGGGAGGUGGAUUCCAGGGAAUACUCUUGUUUCCACCCCCACAUACACCCUUCACCGAGACGAACGGUACUUUAAGGAUCCGGGGGAUUUCGUACCUGAACGUUGGUCGUCCCACCCAGAACUUGUACUGCACAAGGAGGCUUUCAACCCUUUCCUCAUCGGUGCAUACUCGUGUGCUGGGAAGAGCGUUGCGCAAAUGGAAAUGCGAAUGUUGAUGGCCGCAUUGGUUUUUUCAUUCUCCUUUGACUUUCCAGAGGAAGAGAAGGCGAGAAUGUCAACCAUACUGGAGGGGCCAGAAUUGAAGGAGACGUUUGUUUUGAACCUGCCAGAAAUUCAGAUGGUUUUCACCGCGAGGGAGGAGCGUGAUAGUCUAAAUGGUUAA